UCUGUCUACACGGCAGCGGUCGCGCCUACUCGCGCUAGCUUCCAUGGCGACAAACUAGAAGAGCGUUUUGUCAUGUUGACCAGCCGGUUAGCUCCUGUAAGCGAGCUAACGGGCAUAUUAUGAAACGGGAUAAUGUAGCAGGACAACUCCUCGGACGACCCUUACACUACAUUGAGCAUGCUAAGCUUACGUGGAGCCGUUAGGGAGAAAGCAGCCCGCAACUAGACCGAGCUAACGGCUGAAAGCUAGCGCAGGCUAGUGUUCACCUGCAGGCUGUUUUUGCUAAAGCUAACAGGAUGGAAAGUGUGAAGGAAAACGGGUCUGGGGGGCUUUCAACUCCAUCAACGCCACUUGAUUCAAGCAGUGACAAUGUUUCGGUGAAGUCUGGAGGAUUAACGCCUUUGUCUGCGGGGAAAAGACCCUCAAUAGGGGAGGAUGACGGCGGGGGAGCCGAGGCGAAACUCUUCGGGAAGGGACUGGCAGCCACCUCCCUUCUCCAGAUUGCAAUCAGGAACGGGAUCUAUCAAAACCAAGUUGCCAACGCUAUCGGCGGGGCUGCCAAAAACAUAAACAUACCCGCCGUUAAAACAGCCAACAUUUACAGCCUGACAUCUGUCAACAGCACCACUUCAGUCAACUCUUUACUGAGCAGCAGGAGGAGGCACAGACACAAGAGGAAUCUGUCUCUUGGUGCUCCUCCGACCAGCAGCUCCACCGGCGUAUCUUCUGCUGAGACAGCCAGCCUGGCUCCUUCAGCCUCUCCUCUGAGCACCCUCAGCCUUGACAGGAGGACUUUUCUCCGGCAGAAGCAGUCCAAGCAGCUUCAGGCCUCAGAUAAGUCGUGGGUGAGAUCGGACCUGCGACGAGGAUGCAUCCACGUCCACGACUGGCUCACACCCUCCUAUCCACGGCCUGUGCUCUGCACAGUGGACACCACUGCUCAGGAGGUGGCCAGUAAACUGGAGGGCAGCAAAGCUGGGGCUGUGUUGAGAAUAAAUUACAAAAGUGCUGCUUUAGUGGACUUAAAUGAUAGCAGUAAAGAUAGUACUGGACAGCCUGAUGAGAGCGACAGUCUCAGUGACAGUGUGGAUGCAAAAACCUCCAAAUCAGAUGAGAAUGAUGAUUCAAAACAGUAUUACUCUGAUCCUAAACUGUCCUCUAACUUAUUGGACGAUAAAACCGCCAGUAACUCUUCAUCUGAGGUCUAUCUGAAUGACAUAGGGAUGGAUUUAAGCCUGAGUGUUGGAGACUGUUAUGGGGUGUACUCUGGUUCAGACAUGGAGAGCAGCACCUGUGAAGACUUUAGCCCAGGUGGACCCAGAAGCACAGAGCUCAGAGACUCGCUCAGCGAAGGGCUGGGUCCGGGUACAGAUUCUUCGGCGCUGAGCCCAAACUGCGACAGUGCCACAGAGGGCCCAGACCCAUUUGAGAGCUCCUCAGACGAGGUAGAGCUCACCUCUUCUCCAACACAUUCAGUCAGCUCUGCUGCAGACAAACAACCCGACCUUCCCUCCACAGACCCCAGCAGUGCUUCCAGCCAAGUCAAAACCACGCUGGGUGACACAGAAACCGUAGGAACUGGUGAUGUCACAGACAGCCCAAAAUUAAUCAAACCUCCCUCUAAAUGCCCCAGUAGCUCUCAGACACGGCCUCUGACCAGCCAAGCAUCUGUCCAGUCUGACCCAGAGAUCCCAGGGGGGAACAGAAGCUGGCCUGAGCCCAUCAAUACCAGUCCGACCCCAGCUCUCUACAUCCAGCUGCACGGUGGAGCAGUGAGGCGUCUGGGAGAUGAUGAAAGGCCUCUGCAGAUAUUAAAUGAGUACCUGACAAACCUGGGGUUUGAGGAUCCAUGGAGGGUGCAGGCGGAGGGGAUGAAUCCUGAAAUUGGCUGCCUUAUACGCUUCUACUUUGGUAAGCCUCGGAGUGUGGGUGGUUCUGAGCGCGUGCAGCUCUCUGGAGUGUUCAACGUGAGGAAAGGGAAGCUGGCGUUGCCGGUGAACCGCUGGUCAAAGCGUCAGGUUACUCUGAGUGGAACCUGCCUCAUUGUCUCAUCAGUGAAACACGCCCAUACCGGCAAGAUGCACAUCCUCCCUCUCAUUGGAGGAAAGGUUGAGGAGGUAAAGAGGCACAGCCACUGUCUAGCUCUCAGCUCAGCUGGUCCUCAGAGUCAGACCUACUACAUCAGCUAUGACUCGUAUACAGAGCACCUGCGCUGGCACAGGACCGCCUCAAAGAUCGCAUCCCAGAGGGUGAACUCGGUCGACCUGUCGUGCUGCAGCCUGGAGGAGCUGCCUGCUCAGCUCUUUUACAGCCAGGACCUCACACACCUCAAUCUCAAAAACAACUUCAUGUCCCUGCACAAAGGUGUUCCAGCACUCACCAGGUUUUGUAAACUGAGAAGCCUCAGUCUGUCAAAUAACGCUCUGUCAGAGUUUCCUCUGGCCUUGUGUGACAUCCCCUCGCUAACGGAGCUCAACCUGUCUGGAAACCGCCUCUCGUCUCUGCCUGCAGACGUCGGAUCCAUGCACAACCUGCAGACCCUCCUCCUGGACGGAAACUUUCUGAGCUCUCUGCCCAUCGAGCUGGGCUCUCUGGAUGGCCUGACCUACCUUGGUUUGUCCUUCAACUGUUUCUACUGCAUCCCUCCUGUCCUGGAGAAACUUAAAGGCAUGGAGAGACUUUGUUUGGCAGGAAACCAGCUCUCUGUCCUGGAUAUCGCUGGACUGCAGUGGCUGCCCGCUCGCCAUAUAGAUCUCAGACUGAAUCGGCUUCAAACGCUGACAGCGGGAGACUCGGAGCAGCUGGUUCACAUCGUGCAUCUGGACCUGAGGGACACUGGUCUCCAGGAGCUGGAUGUCCGGUCUCUCAGCAGGCUGGAGCUCCUCCGCUGUGACAGAAACAACAUCUCUCUCCUCAGAGUUGGUGGACAUGCCCUCAAGAGCCUGCAUGCUGCACACAAUGAGCUGAAGCUCCUGGAGGUGCAGCCAGUGCCAGAGAGUCUAACAGUACUGGAUUUGUCCUGGAACAAGCUGGGAUCAGUCCCUGACUGGGUUUGUGAAAGCAGCAGACUGGAAGUGUUGGACAUCAACCAUAAUUCUGUCACAGAUCUCCCUGUUCAGCUGCUGUCCAGUGGGAGCCUCAGAAAACUGCUGGCAGGCUGGAACGAAGUGUGUCGGCUGGCUGAGAGGAUGGAGAGAUCUCAGCUCGAAGUCCUGGACCUCCAACACAACCACCUGACCGAGCUCCCACACAACCUGUUCAUCAAAGCACAGAGCCUGCGGUACCUAAAUGUGUCAGCCAAUAAGCUGGAGAACCUCCCUGCAGCCAGCCUAUCAGAGGACAGCUUCAGCAGCCUGGAGGAGCUCUAUGUCACCAACAACAACCUGGCAGACAAGUGUGUCCCUCUACUGACGGGACAUGGACACCUCAGGGUGCUACACCUUGCCUACAACCAGCUACAGACCUUCACUGCCAGUAAACUGGCACGACUGGAGCAGCUGGAGGAGCUGGACCUGAGUGGAAACAGACUGAGAGCCGUGCCCACCACCAUCCUCAGCUGUCAGCGCAUGCACACGCUCUCCGCCCACUCCAACUGCAUCAACGCUUUCCCCGAGGUUCUCCAGCUGCCCGAGAUCAAGUGUGUCGACCUGAGCUGCAACGAGCUGACGGAGGUCACUCUGCCUGAGACUCUUCCUCCAAAGCUUCAGGAGCUGGACCUCACAGGAAACCCUCGCCUGAACCUCGACCACAAGAGCCUGGAACUCCUCAAUAAUAUCAGAUGUUUCCGUGUGGAUCCGUCACCCUCAGCUCCGUGUGUGAAUGAGAGUCAUGGGGCCCCUGCAGUCUGGAGUCAUGGCUACACUGAGGCCUCUGGAGUCAAAAACAAGCUGUGUGUGGCUGCUCUGGCGUUGGACAGCUUCUGUGGGAUUCGUGAAGCUCUGUAUGGAGUUUUUGAUGGCGACAGGAACGUAGAGGUGCCUUAUCUGCUGCAGUGCACCAUGGGAGAUGUGCUCGCAGAGGAGCUCCACAGGGGUCAGAGGCAGGAAGAUUACAUGACCAACACUUUUCUCACCAUGCAAAGGAAGCUGGGCACAGCAGGCCAGCGGAUGGGCGGCUCUGCUGCUUUAUGUCACAUCAGACACGACCCCGUGGCCCCAGGUGACCACGGCGGCUGCUUCACCCUUAAAGCCGCCAACGUUGGCAGGUGUCAGGCUGUGCUGUGUCGCGACGGCAAAGCUUUACAACUCUCCACCACACACACAGUCAAAGAGGAGGUGGAGUAUCAGAGAGUCCGACAGCACAACGCCAUCAUCACUGAGGAUAACAAAGUCAGCGGUGUGACCGACUCCACCAGGAUCAUGGGUUACUCUUUCUUGUGUCCCUCUGUGACACCCAGACCCCACGUUUCCACGGUAACCUUAACGCCGCAGGAUGAGUUCUUCCUUCUGGGAAGCCGGGGAUUAUGGGACAUGUUGUCUCCCAGCGAGGCGGUGGAAGCGGUCAGGAAUGUUCCGGAUGCUUUGGCCGCUGCUAAGAAGCUGGUGACUCUGGCUCAGAGCUACGGCUGCUCGGACAGCCUCAGCGCCGUGGUCGUCCAGCUUAGCAUCACAGAGGACUGCUGCUGUUUCUGCGAGCCUCCUCCUCCGCCCCCCAGCCCCGGCCUGGGCGCACACACCAGCACACACCCAUACUCGGGGAGCAGUGACGGAGGCAUACCUCUGCCUCCUGCCUCCUCUGGAACAGUGAGCGAGCUGAGCAGUGAGUUCAGCACAUCAGAGAUGAGCAGCGAGGUGGGAUCCACGGCGUCGUCGGAGGAGCCCCCACCUCAGACCGAGCCUCUGACAUCUCACCUGAACCUGCCAGGGGGGCGAGCAGGUGUGCGGAGGCCGGCCUGUGGAGGAGGAAACUUUCAGAGGCAGUUCUCCGGGGCUCUCUCUGACAACGGGGUGGACAGUGAGGACGAGGAGCCGAUCGCUGGCGUCUUCUCUAACGGCAGCCGUGUAGAGGUGGAGGCUGAUGUCCACUGUCUGCACCGCCAAGACAUCACCGGAUCUCAAACCCACUCUCAGCCACGCACAAACACCCCUCCAGCUGCUGCCUUGCAUCAUGAGCCUUCACCUCUUCCCUUCUCCUCCCCCUCUCCCUCCCCUGUCCCUCCCUCCUCCCCAUGCCUGGGCAGAGAGGCUCUGACGGGGACCCUGGGCCGCCGAGCUCGAGCUAAUGGUUCUGUAGCCUGCCAAGCAAGAAAUCAGGACCUCAUAGAGGAGGCGGCUGAUGCCCCUGUCAGAAAACAGGGAGGUUACUUCAACGCUCCCGCCCAGCCGGACCCCGACGACCAGCUCAUCAUCCCGCCAGAGCUGGAGGAGGAAGUCCGGCAGAUCAUCCAGCAGCAGCAGCAGGAACAGAUUCAGGCACACAACCAGCAAGCACACGGCUACCAGAAACCUGCCGACUACUUUAUCACACCGCUCUAAAGCCUGCUUCAUCCUCUGCUCCACCACAGCUCCUCACCCUGGAGUCACAUUUCAGUGAUUUCAGGGUGGAAUAAGACUGUUUAAGUAAACCGCUCCUUCCAAAAACCUCAGAGUGUUCAGAGCUAGGGCUGGGCCAUAUGGACCAAAAAUCAUCUCUACAUAUUUCACAGUGGAACAAUGAUAAAGGCUGUUCAUCUUAGGUGAAGAAAUGACAAAUGGUGGUCACAAAAACAGAUUUAAUGACUUUGAUUUGAUUCUAGUAAAAAAUCAAAUCAUAUAAGAACCCGUUUGAUACCAUGGUGGCAAAAAUAAAUGUCUGAAUAUUAAGUGUUUUUCCCUUUUAAGUUAGCUAAAUGGGGUAGGGAGCUGUAAAAUAAUCUGACACCAAAUACUUGGGGAUUAUUUGGACAAAUAACUGUUUAUGCCCAAUUUUGGCUUGGGACACACACUCCUGAUCUUCAGAUGGGGCAAAUCUGGCCUAAAAUCAGGCUUGAAAUCGUGUAGUUAGUGGCCAGCCUUAGACAAGAGGUAUUUGAUCAGGCAGAAGUGUCAAACUGAGAGGAAGUGUUGUCAUACUGUCAUACUGGGAGACUUAAAUCAAAAGAUUUGAUAAAAACAUUGAUACUUAUAAUCGGCUAACAGGCGGUUUUAAACGGUAUUGGCCCUAAUUCUGACAAUCUGAUCAUCAUACCAGGACCAGUUAGCCUUUAUGGACCAAGCUUUAAUAAUCAGUGGUAUCAAAAAAAGCAGAAUGUUAAUGCCAUCUAGUCAUAUUUUUAACCCAAAGAGAGACACAAGUGUCUAAACUGCAUAGAUAUGUUGGCAAGAUUUGGAAGAAGUGGACUGAACUGGCAAGAAACAAGGAUUUCUAUCACUCCUCACCAGUCUCUGACAUUUUUCCAAAUUUUGCCAACAUAUUUUUGCAAUUUAAAAAACUUGCAGAGUUGCAUUUUUGCUAGUAAAAGUCAACAAAUUGAUAUAGCAAGUGUAGGGCUUUUACUUUUGUCAUGGUGGUAUCGAGCAGGUAUCAUUAUCAUUGAUUUUUCUUAGUAAUAAAAAUGCACCUUAACUAGACAAGAAAGCUAAAAAGAUAACCCCAUGUACUCUAAACAUUUCACAAAGAUAAUGCUGUCAAUAAGCCUGUUACUGUUCUUACUCUAUCUUUUUACUGAUUUUUGAGUUUACUAUCCUAAAUCAAUAUAAACUAUGCUGAUAUAAACGAUACUGUCUUACCUUGUAUCUCAUGAAAAUAAACCAGACUAUCUCAAAAUGCUGAGAUAUUGCCCAGCCCUGUUCUAAACGAGCUUCUGGACCAGAGACUGUUUUGUUAUUUACUUUAUUUUCUACUGUUCACUCGUUGCCCCUUGAAACGCAAUGCAAUUUUUAUAACACUUUAUGUUGAUCAAAUCUUCACAUGUAACUGAUUUUUACCAUAUCUUUAAUUUUGCGAAGCACUUUGAACGCUUUUUAUUAGACUUCUGAGAUUAGUUUUAUGUUAAAGGUACUUUAAGAUCCUCUGUUUUUGUGUUGUAGCAGAAGUUUGUGGCGGCUGACGGCCUUACAGUUGUCGGAGUUAGUAAAAAACUGUUAGACUAACUCCUAGGAGUUAAUUCUUUACAGUGACCUAGUCACUGAAGUGUACUAAUGUUCUCUGAGAGAAAAGACGAUUAUUUCAAAAGGCUGAUAUUCCAGGUUUGUGUUUUUGGCGGGGUGUGCAGAGUUCAGAGUGGUGCUGCAGUGGUGAGGUGAUGCUGAACGCUCGGGAGGGGGUUGCACAGAUGUUACCAGCUCAAUGAAUGUUCUCAGAACAGUGUUACAGACUUCGCACAAGAGAGCUACUUUUGCUAUAUAAUAAAUGAAAGUUUCCAGAU
Molecule: messenger RNA, 7345 nt
Organism: Cheilinus undulatus (humphead wrasse)
Lineage: Eukaryota; Metazoa; Chordata; Actinopteri; Labriformes; Labridae
Product: PH domain leucine-rich repeat protein phosphatase 1-like
Exons: 18
Coding region: 297-5474 (1725 amino acids)
Molecular function (GO): protein binding
Source: RefSeq, a predicted model, not a curated record